Sorex araneus (European shrew) is the source of this 4608-nucleotide messenger RNA. It is a transcript of the gene CTIF, whose product is annotated as cap binding complex dependent translation initiation factor. Gene Ontology annotation, cellular component: cytosol. The record is from RefSeq and is a predicted model, not a curated record. Bases 261 to 2063 code for a protein of 600 amino acids. Gene Ontology annotation, biological process: regulation of translational initiation. NCBI's taxonomy places the organism in Eukaryota, Metazoa, Chordata, Mammalia, Eulipotyphla, Soricidae. The transcript is spliced from 12 exons. Gene Ontology annotation, molecular function: protein binding; RNA binding; translation activator activity.
AGAACCAGCACAUUCUGGUUCCGCUGCGGAGCCCGCAGCAGGCCGGCCCCUGCACUGCGCCUGCCUGCCGGGAUGCUCGGGGAGACGGAGGGCGGGUCCCGCGCCGGCAGGCGCCGCCGGCACCGGCUCUCCUGAAUUCCUUCUGCCUUGUGACAGCCACGAUGGCAGGGGCAGGGCCGGGCCUCCAGGCUCUCAUCCGUCAGACGGGAUCGUAGCUGGGAACACAGGGAGCUCCCCGGAGAGCCCGCCCCAGCCGGAGGAUGGAGAACUCGUCGGCGGCCUCGGCCUCGUCCGAGGCGGGCAGCAGCCGCUCCCAGGAGAUCGAGGAGCUGGAGCGCUUCAUCGACAGCUACGUGCUGGAGUACCAGGUGCAGGGGCUGCUGAGUGACAAGACCGAGGGCGGCGAGGGCGAGAAGCCGCCCCCGCCCCUCUCCCAGUGGACGGCGGACUGCAGCGAGCAGCUGGACAGGGGCCGAGCCUUCCCCCAGGGACGCCACCCCCCGCAGCAGAACGGCGGCAAAGACUCCCUGGACAUGCUGGGCACGGACAUCUGGGCGGCCAACGCCUUCGACUCCUUCAGUGGUGCCACGUGGGACCUGCAGCCCGAGAAGCUGGACUUCAGCCAGUUCCACCGGAAGGUGCGGCCGUCGCCGAAGCAGCCGCUGCCACACAUCGACAGAGAAGGGUGUGGCAAGGGGAAGCUGGAGGACGGGGACGGCAUCAACCUGAACGACAUCGAGAAGGUCCUCCCGGCCUGGCAGGGCUACCACCCGCUGCCCCAUGAGGUGGAGAUCGCACACACCAAGAAGCUCUUCCGGAGGAGAAGGAACGACCGCAGGCGGCAGCAGAGACCCCCAGGAGGCAACAAGCCCCAGCAGCACGGUGACCACCAGCCGGGCAGCACCAAACACGGCAGGGACCACCAGAAAUCCUACCAGGGGGGCUCGGCCCCCCACUCCUCAGGGCGGCCCACCCAUCACGGCUACAGCCAGAACCGCCGCUGGCACCACAGCGGCACCAAGCACCCGCCGGGGGACAAGGGGGAGCCCAGCACCCACCGCCAUGCCAAAGAGACCCUCGCCCUGGACAGCCCCAAGGCCGAGGACGCCCCUGGAGACGCCGGGCCCUGCGGCCUGGAGCCGCCCCGCAGCCCCGAGGGCCUGGCUCCCGCCCCCUCUGAACGGCUGCUGCCGCCCCAGCCGGGAGCACCCGAGGCCGAGUCGAAGCGCAGAGACUGUGGGGGCCCCGAGAGACUCGGGGAGCAGCGCAGGGUCACCCUGCUGCAGUCCUCCAAGGACCGGCUGCAGCUGAGACUCCAGGACAAAGCUCCGGCCCAGGAGGACGUGAGGCUGGAGGGCAGCGCCCUGCAGCAGAGCAAGACGGACCGGCUGGCCGACAUCCUCAGCAGCAUGCGGGACAACAGCGGCGACGUGGACGCCAAGCUCAGCACCUUCAUGGAGGAGGCCCAGAGCUCCACCGACUCCGAGGAGCGGCUGGGCGACAUGGUGCGCGCCAUCUACCAGAAGGCCGUGUCCGACCGCAGCUUCGCCGUCACCGCCGCCAAGCUCUGCGACAAGAUGGCGCUCUUCAUGGUGGAGGGGACCAAGUUCCGCAGCCUGCUUCUCAACAUGCUCCAGAAGGACUUCACGGUGCGGGAGGAGCUGCAGCAGCAGGACGUGGAGCGCUGGCUGGGCUUCGUCACCUUCCUGUGCCAGGUGUUCGGCACCAUGCGGAGCAGCACCGGGGAGCCCUUCCGCGUGCUCGUCUGCCCCAUCUAUACCUGCCUCAGGGAGCUGCUGCAGUCCCAGGACGUGAAGGAGGACGCUGUGCUGUGCUGCUCCAUGGAGCUGCAGAGCACCGGCCGGCUGCUGGAGGAGCAGCUGCCCGAGAUGAUGGCCGAGCUCCUGGCCAGCGCCCGCGACAAGAUGCUGUGUCCCUCCGAGUCCAUGCUGACCCGCUCGCUGCUGCUGGAGGUCAUCGAGCUCCACGCCAACAGCUGGAACCCCCUGACGCCCCCCAUCACGCAGUACUACAACAGAACCAUCCAGAAACUGACGGCCUGACAGCCCGCGUGGGCAGCAGGGGCCCUGGCGCCCAGGGCCAGAUGGACGGGCGGGAGGACCGGGGCGACCCUGGCAGAAGGAAAACAAACAGGAAGGCUGGCGGCAGAGCCAAGGGGGAGGGCCUGGGCCCCCGGAGGAGCCCCCCUCUCUGCACCCCCCCAGCAUGCCGGGCUCGCCAGGGCUGCAUGUCUGUCUCCGUGGCCCCAGCCCCUCUCAGCCCGCUCCUCUCUCCCCCACUGAGGCUCCCCCGCGCGGCUUUGUGAGAGGGUCUCGUCUCUGACGGCGGGGGGCACCGCCUGGCUCAGAAGGCCCCCGAGGGCCGAGAAGUGGGUCGGAGACGGGCGCGCAUUGUUCCCCGGGCCGGCGGCCGCAGUCACCAGCCGGCAGUGGGUGGCGUGGAGCAGAUGUCCCAAGGACAAAGGCAGCACGGUCCCCACCAGCCGCCGUAAUUGACGGCCUUUGUCCGCCCCAGAGGGGCCGGGCGGGCGUCGGGCGGGGGUCGAGGCCACAGGCUGGCUCCCAGCUCUCCUCCCCGCGUCCCCCCAAGCCUCAGGCACAGGGCAGGAGUCUGCGGUUCCGCUCGCUCCCUCUCGCUCCCUCUCGGCAAAGCCAGAUGCUCCGAGGUCUCCUCUGCCCGGGAAAAUGGCCCGUGCGCGGCCCAGGGGUCCUGGAACCCGGCCCCUCUGCAAGGCUCCAGCCACAGGCGGCUCGCCAGGAGCCAGACAGGGCCGUUGGCAACCUCCGCCCCCCCCCCCGGGGCCGCACUGGACGCUCCCUGGGCCCGGCCUGCAGCACCUCCCUGGCCGCCGCGGGACCAGCACACCCGGCCCGCACCAGGCCUGGCGGGGAACAGGCCCAGAACCAGGCCGGCAAAGCAACACCAGAGCCUCGGGCAGUGGCUCCCUCUGUGUGUGCGCGGGCACAGACUCACACAGACUCACUCACAUGAACUCACACACACACAAGAACUCACACAUGCAUGUGCGUACACGCAUACAUACACAUGCACACACUCAUAAACUCACACACAUACUCAUACACACACUCACAUGCACUCAUACACACACAUAUACAUACUCACAUAAACUCAUACUCGCACACACAUACUCAUAUACUGCUCAUAUAUACACGUAACUGCUCAUAUAUACACGUACACAAACACACACAUACACUUGCACACACAUAUACAUAUACACACAAACUCACAUAAACUCACAUACCCGAACUCACGUACACUUGCACACACACACACAUACUCACAUAUUCAUAUACGCACAUACACUCACCACACACUCAUUCACGCACGUACACACAAAUUCAUACAUACACACAUAUUCAUAUGCACAUAUACCCACAUAUAUACCUACACACAUACACAAACACACUCACACGCAAAUUCACACUCACACCUAUAUACAAACAUACACACGCACAUACACUCACACACAAACACACACACACAAACACACACACACACCCAGACGGUGUCCUGAGCCCGUGCAGAGGGGAGGGCCCAGGAGAGCUGGGGAGGGGGGUGUGGGCGGCAGGGUGAGGACGCUCAGGCCGGCUCCUGUGUCCAGGGCUGCAUGCAGGGCCUUUCAGGAAAGGGACCCUCAAACUGGAGGGCCAGUGGCCACGUGGGGCUCUCGGCUGGGGAUGGGGCUGGGGGCCACGUAACCCCUCGUCUGACGUGUGCUGAGGAGGUUGAGUGAGGGUCCGGCUUUGGGUGGUGCCCGUCUCCCAGGCAUGGAGCCCCCCUUGGAGGAGCCCCGGGCCCAAACCCAGCACCCGCCUUACUUGCUCCUGGACUGAGGCUGCCUGGGUCCCUGGGGCCUCCUGGGGUCUGGAGAGGAAGGGGGGCUCAGUGUUCCCUGCUGGCCCACCAGCGGCCGUCACCCUCCUGGCCCAGGGCAGGGGCCAGCCAGGUCCCCUGAGAGCCUGUCGGGAGUGAGGCACGGGCCCUGGAGUAGUCGGGGCCCAGAGCAGGGCCCCCCCGCGGCUUCCCCGCUUCCCCCAGCUCCCCUCUGCCCAGGGCAGCCAGCAGGAGGCCCGAGGGCUGAGCCCAGCGGGUGUUGGUCUGUGCAGAGGACCCCGGGGAAGCCCCCGUAUUCAGGAGCCCAGCUGCCCUCCAGGGUUAGUGCCUGCUCAGAAACCUUCUCUGCCACCUUCACGUGGUGUGCACGUGCGUGUGUGUGUGUGUGUGUGUGUGCAUAUUUAUGUCUGCGUGUGCAUGCCUGAGUGCGUGCGUGUUACAUGCGUGUGCAUGCAGGUGUCUGUAUAUGCGUGUGUGCGCCCGUACAUCUGAGCUCCUCUGCUGAUCAGGAAGCCAGACCAAGAAUCGGGCCCCCCUCCCCCCCGGCCGCCCUCUGUGGGCUCCGAGAGGCCGCUCUAGGCGGGGACCCAACACCGUGCGCCCAGGAAGUGAGGGCUGAGGUGGCGGCCCGCCCCCGUGCAGCCCUUCCCUCCCGGACUGUUAGGGUCAAUUCCUUGUGGGGACAAGGGAGAUAUAAAUAUGUAAACACGUAUAAAUCUAUUUUUAACUACU